AUGGCUCUCCGUGGACAGACAAGUCCCUUCGGCCCAUAUGGUGGUCUUUGCUUGCAGUUUCUGAUGAGAGGUCAGGAGCGGCAGGAGGAAACUCCUCAAAGAUUAGAGCCACUUGGAGCAGGGUCUGGUGCAGCUGACAUUGAGUACGAGCAGUUUAUGAAGGCCAAAGAGGUACAACGGAAAAUGUUCCAAGCAGAGAACAAGACAAUUGUACAUCAAUGUGCAGAUACUGACAUCAUCGAAGCUGCAGAAGGGUCUGUGGCAUGCAUCGAUGGGAACCAGGCUGCAGCUCACGUUGCCUACGCCCUCAGUGACUGCGCCUUCAUCUAUCCCAUUACACCAAGUUCUCCUAUGGGAGAAAUGGUUGAUGAGUGGUCCGCACAAGGCCUGAUAAACUGCUAUGGACAGAAGCUCAGUGUAACAGAGAUGCAAAGUGAAGCUGGAGCUGCUGGUGCUUUGCACGGUUCGUUGAAAGCUGGCGCCUUCAGCACUACCUUCACUCCCAGUCAAGGCCUUCUGUUGAUGAUCCCCAACAUGUACAAAAUUGCUGGCGAGUUGUUACCUUGCGUCAUGCAUGUCGCUGCUCGUGCUCUUGCCGGACAGGCGCUGUCCAUUUUUGGAGAUCACAGUGAUGUGAUGGCUUGCCGCUCCACUGGCUGGGCAAUGUUGGCUUCAGAGUCUGUCGAGAUGGCACAGGUGAAUGCAAUCGUGGCACACCUUGUGUCCAUGGAGCGCCGGGUUCCUGUGCAACAUUUUUUUUGA
Molecule: messenger RNA, 762 nt
Organism: Durusdinium trenchii
Lineage: Eukaryota; Dinophyceae; Suessiales; Symbiodiniaceae
Source: the annotation of a GenBank genome assembly